AUGGCAAAUAGAGGCUAUGAUGUCGUUGUCGACGUCGACACAGAAGGUGACCUGGGUCACACCGACCUCCAAGACGACGACCUGGAAUUCCACCCGUCAAACUUCGAAUCGGGUUCCUCGAACCGCAAAAUCCAGCCCGACACGCCCUUCCUCUCAAGCUCGACGAAUCCCGCCGGCCUGCCCAAUGACCCCUCGUCCAUGCCGCAGAAACACAUGCUGUGGUCGCUCUCCUUCUACGCGCAGUUCUUCGACGUCGACACCUCGACGGUCCUGCACCGGUGUCGCUCCGCCAUCCUGCCCUUCGUGCCCAACACACCGGGGUUUCUCGACAUCAUGGACGGCAAUCCGGACCUCUACGGCCCGUUCUGGAUCGCGACCACCGUCGUGGUCAUCCUGUUUCUCACGGGGACGAUCAGUCACAAGCUGGCCACGGAAGGGAAGAAGCAUUUCGAGUAUGACUUUAGACUGCUCAGCGGUGCCGCAGGCCUGAUCUACGGAUACACACUGUUCAUACCCCUAGGCCUCUGGGGCGCGCUGCGCUGGUUCGGUGCACAGUCUCUCGAACUGGUGGAGUGCUGGGCGCUUUAUGGGUACAGCAACCUGUUCUGGAUUGCCGUGGCAUUGGUGUCGUGGUCACCGUUGAAUGGACUUAACUACGCCCUCGUUGGGCUGGGUUACGGGGUCAGUGUGUUCUUUUUGGUCAAGAACCUGUAUCCGGUGAUCAGUGCGACGGAGAAGAAGAUCAGCCAGGUUCUGCUGCUGGCGGUGGUCUUGCUCCACGCCGGCCUGGCGAUCGCCAUCAAGAUUUUGUUUUUCAGCCACAAGAGCCCUGCGAAGGAUGAUGACAGUAAGAUGUUGUUGUUCUAG
Messenger RNA from Fonsecaea erecta, 867 nucleotides. RefSeq lists its product as hypothetical. Gene Ontology annotation, biological process: vesicle-mediated transport. Gene Ontology annotation, cellular component: Golgi apparatus; membrane. NCBI's taxonomy places the organism in Eukaryota, Fungi, Ascomycota, Eurotiomycetes, Chaetothyriales, Herpotrichiellaceae. Gene Ontology annotation, molecular function: small GTPase binding. The coding region runs from base 1 to 867 and encodes 288 amino acids. The transcript is spliced from 3 exons. The record is from RefSeq and is a predicted model, not a curated record.